Molecule: messenger RNA, 930 nt
Organism: Hippopotamus amphibius kiboko
Lineage: Eukaryota; Metazoa; Chordata; Mammalia; Artiodactyla; Hippopotamidae
Product: olfactory receptor 4C12-like
Exons: 1
Coding region: 1-930 (309 amino acids)
Biological process (GO): G protein-coupled receptor signaling pathway
Cellular component (GO): membrane
Molecular function (GO): olfactory receptor activity; G protein-coupled receptor activity
Source: RefSeq, a predicted model, not a curated record
AUGGAGAAUGAAAGGAAUGUGACUGUAUUCAUUUUAGUAGGUCUUACACAGAACCCCCAAAUGCAAAAAGUAGUGUUUGUAGUAUUUUUGGUUUUAUACGUGGUGACUCUCUCAGGAAACCUGCUCACUGUGGUUGCCAUCACCACCAGCCCUUCUCUGAGCUCCCCCAUGUACUUCUUCCUGGCCCACCUUUCCUUGAUAGACAUGACUUAUUCUUCUUCUUCAGCUCCAAAGCUGAUCAUGGACUCCCUUCAUGAAACGAAGAUGAUCUCCUUCAAUGGGUGUAUGGCUCAAGUCUAUGCAGAACACAUUUUUGGUGCUACUGAGAUCAUCCUGCUCACAGUGAUGGCCUAUGACCGCUACGUGGCCAUCUGCAAACCUCUGCGCUACACCACCACCAUGAGCCACAGGCUAUGCACCCUUCUGCUGGGCAUGGCCUGGUCUGGAGGAUUUCUCCACGCAACUGUUCAGGUCCUCUUUGCAGUCUGGCUGCCCUUCUGUGGCCCCAAUGUCAUAGAUCACUUCAUGUGCGACUUGUACCCUUUGUUGAAACUUGUCUGCAUGGACACUCACACCCUUGGUUUCUUUGUUGCUGCCAACAGUGGGUUUAUCUGCCUGUUAAACUUCCUCCUCCUGUUGGUCUCCUAUGUGUUCAUCUUGUGCUCCCUGAAGACCUACAGCUUGGAGGGGAGACGCAAAGCCCUUUCUACCUGUGUCUCUCACAUCACCGUAGUUGUCUUAUUCUUUGUGCCCUGCAUAUUUGUGUAUCUUCGCCCAGUCACCACUUUGCCCAUUGAUAAAGCUGUUGCUGUCUUUUAUACUAUGGUGGCCCCUAUGUUAAAUCCUUUAAUAUACACCCUCAGAAAUGCUGAGGUAAAAAACACUCUGAGGAAACUCUGGAAGAAAAAAGUGACUUCAGAUAAUGAUUAA